AUGCUCCCCAGCACCCGCGGCGUCCUCACCCUCGGCUGUCGCCGCCGCGCAGCGAGUGCCGCCCCGCGCUGCAGGCACUUCUCGACCGACCAAGUCAUCAAGGAGCACGACGUCCUCUUCCUGCGCCAGCAAGGCGCCAAGUACCCGAAAUGGCACCUCACCGCGCCGCUGCGGCCCGACUCGCGCGUCAAGCUCUCCUACGGCGCGUCGCUGGCGGGCGAGGAGCUCAUCGGGCGCAAGAUGCUCGACGUGGUGCGCGACAGCGGCGGCCACAACGUCGUCCUGCACGAGGCCACGCUGGCGAGCUACAUCAUCAACUCGGAGCGCAUGGCCACGCCGAUAUAUCCCCAUGAUGCGAAUACCAUUGUCUCACUGCUUGAUCUGAACCCGUCGCGCCCGGGCGAGGACCCCGACGACGACGCGGCGCCUCCGUUUGAGAUCUUCGAGGCCGGCACGGGCAUGGGGAGCCUCACGCUGCACCUCGCCCGCGCGAUCCACGCGGCCAACGCCCCCGUCCCGCCGCCCCUGCGCCGCGCGCUCUGCGAGGCCAAGCUCAGAUCCCGCCAAGACCCGUCCACCUCGCGGGUCGACCUCUCCCCGGACCAGCAGGCGGCCCUCGACGAAUACGCCGCAACCCGCCGCGCCGUCAUCCACACCCUCGACCGCAACCCGAAACACCUCCACGCGGCUUACAAGCUGGUGCGCAACUUCCGCCGCGCCCAGUACCUCGCCUCGAUCGACUUCCACCUCGGCUCGGUGGAGGAAUACCUCUCAGGGCGCCUGGCACAAUCCGACGGGCAGCCCUUCCUAUCGCGCGCCAUCUUGGACCUCCCCUCUGCGCACGAGAACGCAGAGCAGGUCAUCCGCGCGCUGUGCCCAAACGGGCUCUUGGUCUUGUUCAAGCCGUCAAUCAGUCAAGUCGCCGACUUCCAGGCGUGGGCGCUGCGGACGCACCAGCCCCUGCGCCUGGAAAAGGUGCUGGAACUGCCCAUCGCGACGACGACAGAUGGCGUCCACGACGCUGCCGGUGGCAGGCAGUGGGACGUCAAGACGGUGGUGCCCAAGGAGCACCAGGGCGACGAGAGCAAGCGGGUGCAGAUCAUGCGGCCCAAGGUGGGCGACAGGAUAGCCGGCGGCGGCUUCGUCGCCGUGUUUCGACGCUGGCCGGGUGGCGACGCGCCGGUCCACCAAGACGCAGAGACGGAGACGCAAGAGUCGGAGUAG
Purpureocillium lilacinum is the source of this 1224-nucleotide messenger RNA. RefSeq lists its product as uncharacterized. The record is from RefSeq and is a predicted model, not a curated record. Gene Ontology annotation, biological process: mitochondrial tRNA methylation. NCBI's taxonomy places the organism in Eukaryota, Fungi, Ascomycota, Sordariomycetes, Hypocreales, Ophiocordycipitaceae. Gene Ontology annotation, molecular function: tRNA (adenine(58)-N1)-methyltransferase activity. Gene Ontology annotation, cellular component: mitochondrion; tRNA (m1A) methyltransferase complex.